This is a messenger RNA of Gaeumannomyces tritici R3-111a-1, 3681 nucleotides long. RefSeq lists its product as hypothetical. The record is from RefSeq and is a predicted model, not a curated record. Gene Ontology annotation, biological process: retrograde transport, endosome to Golgi. Lineage: Eukaryota; Fungi; Ascomycota; Sordariomycetes; Magnaporthales; Magnaporthaceae. Gene Ontology annotation, cellular component: Golgi membrane; Ric1-Rgp1 guanyl-nucleotide exchange factor complex. The transcript has 2 exons. The coding region runs from base 262 to 3351 and encodes 1029 amino acids.
GCGCGAAUCGCAUCCACAACUCCUCCCCGACCACAAAUUGAGCCUCGUGCGUUACAGCUGCAGCAACCCCCCUGCUGCAGAGCGCCCACUCCCCCCAUUUCAGGACACGCGACUCCCAAUUCCCAAGGCGUGCCGACUGCCGACGAACCAGCGACGACGAUGCGAUACAGAACCGCAUUGAUGACCACCUGAGGGUUGACGCAACCCAAACAGCUCGGAACCUCGGCGACGACAGUAAAAACACGCAACGGGGGGUCAACAAUGGCGCCCACGCCAGAAGGGCCGGCCAGCAGCGGCGGCGGCAGCAGCACCAUCCGCGUCUUUGUCCGCUGGCACGACCAGACCGUCUUCGCCGGCGAGGAGGUGAAGUGCACAAUCACCUUCCGCAACGUCGCCGCCGCCCCGAACUCGGCCGGCCUCGGCCCCUCGUCGUCGUCGUCCGGGCCCGCCACCGCCUCAAAGCAGCACGGCGGCAGUGACCGGCGCAAGAGCCACCCGUCCCCGCUCCUCGUCGCCGCCCAGGCCAGGCAGGCCCAACAGCAGAUACAGCAGAUACAGCAGCAGCAGCAGCAGCAGCAGCACCGGCCAAAGACUCCGUCGGCGGCGGGCCUCGCCCCGCCCCUGGCGGUGACCCGCGGCCACCACAGGAGCAGCCAGUCCAUCAGCGGGGGGCCGCCGCUGGCGCGCAGCCGGUCCGGCUCGGUGACGUGGCCGCCCAGCAGCAGCAACGACGGCUCGGGCGGCGUCGCGGCGGCGGCGGCGGCGGCGGCGGAGGCGGCGGGCCAGCAGAAGCAGGACCAGCAGCAGCAGGGCAACGGCGGCCGCGGCCACCGUCGGUCUAUAUCCAUCGUCUCGCUCGGGUCGCCAACCCCGUCCUCGCCGGGCCAGAGGCACGACCAGGGCGCCGGCGGGUCCGGGUCCGUCAAGUCGCCGCGCCAGCACAGGGGCCACGGGCGGUCGUCGAGUCUACAGAUCAACUCGCGCAGCCCCACCCUCAACGGACCUCGCUCAGCCUCACAUCCCCAACGACCGCCCUUCCACCCACAGCCAUCGCCCCUCCUAAACGCUUCCUACCCGCCCUCCAACUCCUCCGGCCCCUCGACGACCCCAAACACGCCAGGCCUGGGCAUCGGCCUCGGCAGCGCGGUGCCCUCCCCACGGCCAACGCCCGAUGCCCUCUCAGGAUUCAAGUUCCCCGCGACCCAGACACCCCUGCUACAACAGACUUCUGAAGACGAUCUCACGACCCCCUUGGACGAGGACGCAACGCCGAUGGUGGGGGGUGUGGGCGGCCAGUCCCCACGCGGUGACAGCUACAAUUUCCACAACCAGGAGCAGCCGAUACCGACCAUCAAUGAGAGUGACGCCCUAGCAGGGGCGGCAGCAGCGGUGGCGCGGGUGCUCUCCACGUCAAGCAUCUCGGGGACACCCCGCAGCAGCACUGACGGGGGUUUCUACUCGGUCAGCAACAACUCGACCGAGACGCUCGCUUCCGAGUACGUCACGACAUUGCCUCACAGGACAGCCAGCAGUAGCAACAGCAGCAGGCCGCUCCACCUGCGGCAGCGUUCCAACCUCUUGGUUCACCACCACCGAACCAAAGCACCAGAGGCCCUCAUGAUGGGGUACGCGCAGAUUCAGGGCUCCUUCACGCUGGACGGCUCGCUCAUGGACCUCGCGCCGUUUGAGCAGGUGAAACGCAAGGCGGUGGUUGGCGGCCAGGGCGGCGGCGUCAUCGGCGUCGAGUCGCAGGCGUCGGGCGCCCGGCGCGAGAGCGGCCUGCUGCGGUCCUUUGGCUGGGGCAGCAUCACCAGCUCCAUCGGCGAGCUCCUGGGCGGCGGCGAGCUAAGCACCAUCAAGGAGAUGCGCGGCAUCGCCGGCGCAAAAGCCAUCCCGCUCCUCUCGACCCCGCAGUCCAUUCUGUUUGUCGACCUGCGACUAGCACCCGGCGAGAGCAGGACGUUUGAGUACUCAUUCCGCCUGCCCAAGGGCCUCCCGCCGACGCACAAGGGCAAGGCCAUGAAGAUAUCGUACAGCCUCGUCGUCGGCACGCAGCGGCCGGGCGGCGCAAAGGAGCAGCAGCUCAAGUCGGUCGACGUGCCCUUCCGCGUGCUGGGGAGCGUCAACAGCCACGGCGAGAUCCUGGGCCACGACCUGAUGGCGCCCUACGUCCUCCUCAAGGACCUCGCGCACGUGCGCACGCUCGAGGAGAGCGCCGUCGCGGAGCUGGCCAAGAAGAAGCCGCCAGCGCCGCCCUCGUCGUCAACCAUGGCCGGGUUCCUGGCCUACGUGGACGAGCUGGUGCACCGGCCGAACCAGGGGCCGCACCAGAGCCUACUCUCGCCCACGGUCGACCAGUCGGGCUACCGCCUCUCCCCCUCGCCCACGGCCACGCGGCGCUUCUCGGCGGCGUCGUCGCUGUUCGACGAGAUGGCGGCGCCCAACAGUCCCGCGGCCGACACGCCGGCCAAGGAGGCCAUCGACCUGGCCAUCCUGCGCAGCAACAUGACGUCGGCGGGCCAGCAGAGCGCCAACCGGUUCGAGAUUGCGCGCAACGGCCGGCGCGUCGGCGUCGUGACGCUGGCGCGGCCCGCGUGGCGCCUGGGCGAGGCCGUGACCAUGACGGUCGACUUCUCGCGGGCCCAGGUGCCCUGCUACGCGCUGCACGCGGCGCUCGAGACGGCCGAGCGCGUCGACCCGUCGCUCGCGCUCCGGUCCGAGGCCAGCGUGCACCGCGUCACGCGCAGAGUCUACGCCACUUCGUCCGAGGCCGCCAUGUACGCGCGCCGCAUCGUCUUCAACCCCACCAUCCCCGCCACGGCCACGCCCGAGUUCGUGACGAGCGGCAUCAGCCUCGAGUGGAAGGUCCGCCUCGAGUUUGUCGUGCCCAGCACCACCGCCGCCGCCGCCUCCAUGGCGAAUCACAUGCCGCCGCCGCCGCUGCCGACGUCGCCGCUGCCGUCCCCUAGUCCCAACAAUGGCGGCGGCGGCGGCGGCGGUGGCGGCGACAACUAUGUCGACGACGAGCAUGGCGGGGAUGAAGACGACGACAGCGACACGGGCAGCCUGCGGACGGAGCGCGCGCCCCUCACCACGCCGGGUGGCAACAGCAGCAGCAGCAGCAGCAACAGCUACGGCUACUACGCCGGCGGCGGCCAGCAGCAGCACUACCACCACCCGCUCCUCGAGGAAGUGGCGCGCGACGACCGCGGCGGGCUCGUGCUCGUCGCGGCCGAGACGCUGCCGUGCGAGAGCUUCGAGGUGGCGGUGCCCCUGCGCGUCUACGGCGCCGUCUGCUCCGGGCUGGAGAGGCUCGAACGCGACGAGGCCGAGUUCGGGCUGGCUGUAUGAGUUGGGGGGGCUCAUGACGACUUUUGUUGUUGUCUGUGGUUACCUUUUUGUAUCUGGGUGUUUUAUCCUUCUUGCUAGCCUUCUUUUCUACAUCGAGGUAUCUUUUUUUUUUAUUCCUUCUCUCUCUUGGAUAUGGACCUCUCUCUUUGUAGCCGGUUGGCUAGGGGGGGACGAGAAAAAAAAACAGCAAGGAAAACUCCUUGCGUUAUUAUCACAGGGGCAAGACGGGUGUUCAAGCGAUGCUUGGUCGAUUCUCAUGGGGGCGUCAGCGGAAAGAAACAGGGGAUGCGCAUAGACGUAUAAACACGACAAGCCCAUCUGACUGCUGCA